UCUCUUAAGUAGCGAUAUAUGGAUUAAUUGAUGCCAUAUUCAGUGUCAGUUGGAGAGCCUUCACGAGUACUCAGUGAUAAAACUUUUGAUGUGCUGAAUAAGCACUGGCAGGAGCAUUGGGACACUUGGUGUUUGGCGAAGGAGCAAAAUUUCUCUUCGAAGCACCAGUCCAAUACAUUCCACUUUUAUGCAGUAGGCAUGAACAAUUGUUCUUUAUACAUAUAUGAUAUCGUAAUAAAUUUUUAAGUGUAGCACCAUGGCCCAACCUAAACAUUCUUGUCGAUACAAAGGGAAACGAAGCUUGUCUACAUGUAUUUGUGUUUGUGUUGGUCCUAACAGGGAUCUCUCUGCUGUUACAGAUGUGUCCAUACCUUCUACAAGACACAGAAGUUGUUUUGUUUGGACUUUGCCAGGAAUCCAUCUCACUAGGCUGAUCUCAGAAAGAAUGCGUUCGUUUGCUGUGUGUUACAUGAUGCAGCAAUAUAAUGUGUGAUUUACUUACAAUUUUGAUCAUGAAUAUUGUUAUGACUUUUUUUUACUGAUUGCCAACUGUGCUUUUCUGUUGUAUGGACCAAGCGCAAUGACAAACCUACUGGCUACCCUGUCACUCUGCUGAAAUCGUGAAAAAGAAGUUCUUUUGCAGUGUCCGAUAUGCUAUCAUCAGUGUAAAAAAAGAAAAGCAGGCUGCAAAUGUAUCAGCAGAGGACAUAGCUCUGUCAAGAUAUUCUAUCAUGUGGAUAUGUUGCUAUAUUAUAGUAUAUAUCAGUUCUGCAGUUUGGGCAUGUUUUGUGUUAGUGUAAUUGAGAGAAACGAAAAAGGAUCACGGAAGAUGUUCAGAGAGAAGCAGUCCAUUGUUUAAUGUGGAGAAAUGUGGCAGUAUUGUCCUCUACCGACAAAUGUGGUGUUAUUCAUUUCAUUUCUUUGUAAAUGCUGUGUUUGUCCAUUUUAGUUUCGUGUUUUUCAUGUGAUUUCAUAUUAUUUUCUUUCGUUCAUAUUUAUAUUUCAUUUGAUAUGCUUCAUGCAUUCCAAUAUGAUUUGAUGCCAUUGUUGUGUUGCAUUGUAUGAAUUAUAUACGAGAGAAACAUACUGUACUUAGUUUAAUAGGUCAAUGUGUAAUGCAAUGCCACAUAUGCAAAGUCAUAUCAAUGUUUGGGCAUAACAUCGAAAUUGCGUGCCAAAUCCAAUGUCUGUGUAUUGCGAGCAGGGGUUUGUAUUCAGGACACUUCUUACGUAUAGACAUAUAGGAACUUGUGUGAGACAUGUACUGCAUGGGUGUGCAUGCCACAAGAUUGAUAUGUGAGUUCGGUAGACCAAGGUUAUCCUCUAUUUUGCCUACAAGUGUGGCAACCCUUGUCGUUUGCUAAUGUAGCAUUAUAGUUCGAUCAAAUGUGUGACACUUUCUUCACAUCAUCUUCACGUUCUCCCUGUGACUUUGCAGGUUCCUUGUCAAGAGGGCCACUGGAGCAGUAUGACUCGCUCGUGUCAAUGCGUGGCAAACUGCAUUACUGCCGGUUGUGCAGUUACAAGACUAGCCAGAAAUGCGACAUGAAUAAACACCUGCGCAAACACACUGGCGAGCGUCCUUACAAGUGCCACCUCUGCCCUGAGGCAUUCACUACUGUUUAUGCGUUCAAGCGGCAUGAACGCACACACACUGGCGAGCGCCCCUACAAGUGCCACCUCUGCCCUGAGGGAUUCACUGAUAGUUCCAACUUCAAGCGGCAUGUCCGCACCCACACAGGUUCCUUGUCUUCAGGGCCACUGGAGCAGUGCGACUCGCUCGUGUCUAUGCGUGGCAAACUGCAUUGCUGCCUGUUGUGCAGUUACAAGACUAGCCACAAAUCUGACAUGAAGAAACACCUGCGCAAGCACACUGGCGAGCGCCCCUUCAAGUGCCGCUUCUGCCCUGAGGCAUUCACUUGUGCUUCUGGCUUAAACCGACAUGAGCGCACACACACUGGCGAGCGCCCCUACAAAUGCCAGCUGUGCCCGCAAGCAUUCACUCAGAGUUGGAACCUCACAUGCCAUGUACGCCGCCACACGCGAGAUCGUUCCUUUUCCUGCGCGCACUGCAGCGCAUCCUUUUCGCAGAAACGGAAACUCUUGAACCACAUGUCCUGUCACACUGAGGAGAAUCCCUAAAGGUCAGGUGCUUGCAGUUUUUUGUAGAUCAAUCGGUUGGUCGAUUUAUUUGUGGAGCAGGUUACUUCUAAAAUGCAGGGAGAGGUUUCCGUGUCCGAACAUAUAGUUUCUGGUAAUAUUACCAAGAGGGAAGUUGACUCCACGAUCUAUGAGAAUGCCCUAAGAUGACUGUCUUCACAUAACUUGACAGCUAUGGGAGUUUUUACAGUGAAAGCAUGUCAGCCUUUUUUGUGCAUAUUUUGUGCGAUUUAGCUAUGAUUAGACACUUUCUUUCUCAUAGACUGCUUUGCUAGACAACACUCCUAGUUGUGUAUGACUCUGACGUAUAAUUAGAGUUGAAAAAAAAAAAAGGAAAUGCUAACACUGCCAUCUAGCAGUCCUCUUCAAUUCACGUAGUCAAGACCAAUUUUCUCCAUUCCUUCUGUAAACAUUCAUAUGGUCAUAUGACUGGUUUUCACAGUUUCUUGACUAAGCUGUGGAAUUCUUUCCCUUUACUUUGACUUAUGCAUUUGAUGCCGAAAUUAUUAAAAGCAUGGCAGAAAAAAAUUAGUGCAGGAGAUUUUAACUUCAUUUAGGCCUCAUAAUCAAAUGCCACCAAUAUUUUGUGUGAAGACUAAAUUUCUAUGAACUUUGGUGUAUAGCAUAUUCGCAGCAACCGGCACAUAAGGCCAGAAAAUGUUGCAAAAUGUAUAUGAAGAAAAAUAAACAAGUCUGAGGCAGUUCCCAA
This is a messenger RNA of Dermacentor andersoni, 2869 nucleotides long. RefSeq lists its product as uncharacterized. Gene Ontology annotation, molecular function: DNA-binding transcription factor activity, RNA polymerase II-specific; RNA polymerase II cis-regulatory region sequence-specific DNA binding. NCBI's taxonomy places the organism in Eukaryota, Metazoa, Arthropoda, Arachnida, Ixodida, Ixodidae. Gene Ontology annotation, biological process: regulation of transcription by RNA polymerase II. The record is from RefSeq and is a predicted model, not a curated record.